AUGUUUGCAGCCACCGGUGGACCGAUGCUGCAGGACUUGAUGGAUUCCGCAGCAGUAAAGGGGCACAGCGAUGGCUGGGCCAGCAGGAUGAGAUUCCUCUUCUGGUCGGAUGGCGGAAGAGGAAGGCCUUUCGGUGCCGUGUAUCGCGGAGUGAAUGAGAUGGAACACUUCGACGCUUCCGGGCAAGUAAGCACGGAAAUGCUCGAGGAGUUCUUAAAGAAUGAGCAUUUGCCGUUGUUUGGGAAGGCGACGAUGGACGACCUGGCGAGUGUCUUUGGCAAAGGUUCCAAGGGCAAUGUCUUUGUGUGCUUCGACCCAGACGCCUUCGAGGCCCAGGCGAAGAAGUAUGCUCGCGCAUUUCAGAAAGUUGCCAAGAAAUGGAAGUCCUACGGAUUCGUCUUCUUCAACGUACGUGAUCCUGUAGCCAAGCUUCUGCAGAUGGACUGCAAGGAAUUUCCCUUCGUCACGCUCAAACUUUUGGCGAAGCCUUUCAGAACCUUCACCAAGUCUUUCGCAAAAGAAGAGCCGACAGAGAAAGUUCUUGCCCAGUUCAUGAAGGAAUCGAUUGAAUCGAACCGGCAGGCCUCUUCUGAGCUUUGA
Molecule: messenger RNA, 600 nt
Organism: Symbiodinium sp. CCMP2592
Lineage: Eukaryota; Dinophyceae; Suessiales; Symbiodiniaceae
Source: the annotation of a GenBank genome assembly